GUUGCUAGUUGAGACAAAAGUACUUGCUAAAGAAGCGAACUAAGAGUCCAGAGUCUUUGUGGCAAAUAUGCCAGCUUGGGUGGUGAAGUCGAGGGUUGAAUUUUUGGGGAGGGAAUGGAACUUUGUGGAUAUAGGCUCAAUCGUUUUCCUUUCCACUUUGCAUGUCCUUGUUCUUUUGGCGCCAUUUCAUUUCAACUGGAGGGCAUUUUGGUUGGCCGUGGCACUCUAUUAUCUCACAGGCCUAGGUGUCACUCUAUCUUACCAUAGGCAACUUUCCCACCGGAGUUUUAAGCUUCCCAAAUGGCUUGAAUAUUUCUUUGCCUAUUGCGGUGUAUUGUCAGUUCAAGGAAGUCCAAUUGAAUGGGCUAGCACACACAGGAACCACCACCAGUUUACUGACACGUGGGACGACCCUCAUAGCCCCAUCAAAGGAUUGUGGUUUAGUCACAUUGGUUGGCUCUUCGAUUAUCAUUCUCGAUUUGGAAGUUAUGAAGGACGGCUAAAGAAUGUUGAUGAUUUAAAAAGGCAGAAGUUCUAUAGGUUUCUUCAUGUCACGUACCCGCUUCACUCAAUAGCUUUUGGAGUUUUACUAUAUGCCCUAGGAGGAAUGCCCUUUUUAGCUUGGGGAUUGGGUGUGAGGGCGGCAUUAUUUGCCCAUGCUACUUUUGCACUAAAUUCAAUUUGCCAUAGAUGGGGCAAGAAAGUCUGGGAUACUGGUGAUAUGUCUAGAAACAACUGGGUAUUUGGAUUGCUCACACAUGGAGAAGGUUGGCACAAUAACCACCAUGCUUUUCAAUACUCAGCUCGGCAUGGCUUCGAAUGGUGGGAAGUUGAUGUUACUUGGUAUGUAAUAAGAUUUCUUGAAAUUGUUGGUUUGGCAACAGAUGUGAAAAUCCCAAGUGAGACUCAGAAGAAACGAAAAGCUUUAUCCAACAAACUCAACGAGGAAAAGCUUGAAACACAAGUGAACAACACAAAGCUUGAAGCCCAAGCCAAAAAUGAAUGACGGAAGCUCAAACUUCUGCUCCAAACAUUUUACUAUUCUUUUUAAGAAAGCUUCAAUUCCUAUGUGCUUUCAUCUAAUCAUAAAUAACAAAUAUUAUACGUAUACGAUUCUAUGGCCCAUCGUAUG
Messenger RNA from Prunus avium (sweet cherry), 1132 nucleotides. Its product is annotated as palmitoyl-monogalactosyldiacylglycerol delta-7 desaturase, chloroplastic-like. Gene Ontology annotation, cellular component: endoplasmic reticulum membrane. Gene Ontology annotation, molecular function: palmitoyl-[glycerolipid] 7-desaturase activity. The record is from RefSeq and is a predicted model, not a curated record. NCBI's taxonomy places the organism in Eukaryota, Viridiplantae, Streptophyta, Magnoliopsida, Rosales, Rosaceae. Gene Ontology annotation, biological process: very long-chain fatty acid biosynthetic process.